Molecule: messenger RNA, 1973 nt
Organism: Salvelinus fontinalis (brook trout)
Lineage: Eukaryota; Metazoa; Chordata; Actinopteri; Salmoniformes; Salmonidae
Exons: 6
Coding region: 108-1091 (327 amino acids)
Source: RefSeq, a predicted model, not a curated record
GUCAGUUACCACCAGAGGUCCUAGUACCCCUGGUUGGGAACCACUGCGCUAGGCUAUUAUGCGUUAGCCGAUUUACUUUCAUUUUCAUAUUUGCAACUACCUAAAAAAUGGACACCGGACUACGAGAGAGGGCAGAAUUGUUUUUGCAGACUGAAGACAGUUUUAGGAUUAAUGCCUACAAUAUCAUCUGUGAAAUGGACAAACUACAAGGACCUAGGGAAUAUGUGGAUGAGAUGCUCCACAGCAUCUUCUUCUUAGGCUGGAUUCAUUCCCCCAAAUACACCCCCGAGAUGAUCCUUGGUGACCAUUUGUCUGAGAUGAUGGAGAAGAUAUUUCCACAACCGUUUGAGAGUUACACAAGGAAACUGCCAAAACGGACUCCAUUCUCCUGUGUGCUGGAUAUGGGGGACCCUGGUUUGAGGCGAGGAGAGGGAUGGAAGCAAUACUGUUACAUUGGUGCCGUUACCCGGAUCACUGGUUGCUGCGGAAAAGGAGGGUGGUCUCCUGGUUUGGACCAGACAAAAAGUCGGAAAUAUGGCAUGAAACUGCGGGAUAUCGCCAAUGUCAUGUCAGGGAAACACCGGUUCACCUCCUCAACCAUCUGCAUCUCUGAAAGUGGAGGGAGGUACUAUAGAGCGUCCAUGUCCUGCACGGGGAAGAAAGAGGGACAGAUUAUGAUCGCUGUGUCCUGUCUGUGUACCUGGCACUACGGUGUAUCCAAUGUCGUGAUGACAUACAAGCCAGAUAAGAACAAGAGAAAGAAUUUUGAUGGCACCAUGAAACUACAAGAGAAUGUCAAGUGCCAGGCUUCCAAUGUGAAGAGUGGGGAGAAGAUACCUCCUUGCAAGUCCUGUGGUAAUCUUUUUGGUCUGGAGAAACCAAGCAAUCAGAUGUGGCCCUAUGGGAACUGUGCAGAGGCAGAGAGCUUGAGCAAACUGCUCUAUGGAGAGGAAGAGAUUGUUAAGAAAGUAGUACCACCAGUUGAUUGCAAAAUGCGAGAGCAAGUGGUGAAGGAGGUAAAGGCUCACCUGGAAGAGAAGCUCCAAGAGUCAGAAUUUCAAUGGGAUUCUUCCUAUUACAUUCCACAGUAGAUUGUCAGAGAUGACUGGUAAACGCAUGUGCACACACACACACACACACACUACAUUUACAGAUAUACAGAUGCACAUUCCUACUGUGACACACUGAGAUCAAAAACAUUAAACAUAUAAUCAUAUCUUGGUGCAGGGCUAGCAACAUGUGAUUUGUGGCUGACAGCUAGCGUUGAAGCAUUGCCACUAUGUGCAUGUAGUAUACAGUAUAACUGCUAGGCUAUAGCUAUCAGCUCUUAUCAAUGACAUCUGUGAGGUAGAUGGUUCUUUUAGUGGGGGACUUUGAGAACUUACACUCAACAAAAUAAAAGUUAGAUAAUCAGGCCCCCAUUGAUCUUGUUAUAAUGUUUUAUCAUAAGAAUACAGCUUUAGCCUUGUAAAAAUGCAGGUAAUUGCAGGAAAUGUGCUUAAAAACGACAAAAUGUGUUCUCAGUUCCAUGGCAAAAUGUAUAGAAUUGCAGGAAAUGUUGCAUUAAAACUGUCACAUUUUAUUUCAGCUCCAGGCCAAAAUGUGUAGAAUGGCAGGAAAUUAGCUUUAAAACAAAAUGUUCUCUACACCAACCCAUAUGGUGGGUUGUGACUCAAAAGACACCUCCAUUUGUGGGUCACAAAUUUCCAAAACCCUGUUUGGAAAUCUCAAUGGAAAUACUGUAUUAUUCAUAAUUUGUUGGCUGUAUUUAAUUGAAUACUCUAGACAAAGCAUUUUACAUUAAACAUAUAUUAUUUUUAAUUGAUUUUAAACUUUACUUCUGCUGUAGGCAUUGAUGCACAUCUUACUCAUCUGUAACAAAUUAUUAAUACUGUAACCGUUGGUGUGAAUUAAUGUCUGGGUUGACUAAUAUGUGAGGAAUGAAUAUAAUAAAGGAGACUAUGAUAAAGGUG